AUGUUGUCGGCUACACUCGGCAAAGAUCGGAGCUUGCCCAACCCGCCUCCUCCAUCCAAUAAAGCCGGAGUAGCCCACUGCACCCAGGGUUACAUUAGUCAGUUCCUGACAGAACCUAGGGCAGGACAAGGCCUGCUGCUCUUCACCCAGCCUGCCUAUAAUGCUUCCAUCUUUGAGAACUCUGCGACAAGAACCUAUACCAAAAGUGAUGUCAAAAUGGGCAUAAUUCUUUGGCCACCUCGGUCUUUAGACAUAAAAUAUUCCGUUGUGUCUGGAGACAGUGAAGGAAUCUUCCAGGCUGAGGAGUUUGUAAUGGGAGAUUUUUGUUUCCUCCGUAUACGCAUUAACGGAGGCAGUGGUGCCACAUUAAAUCGGGAAGUACAGGACAAUUACACACUGACAGUUAAGGCAUCUGCCCAGGGAGGCCUUGAGGCUUUAGCCACUGUUUAUAUCAAGGUAUUAGAUACCAAUGAUCUCCGACCUCUCUUCUCCCCUACCUCCUAUUCAUUUAUUGUUUCUGAGAGUGCCCCUCUGGGGGCCAGCAUAGGUCGUGUUACAGCCACGGAUGCUGAUGUGGGUUCCAACGGGGAGUUCUACUACUUCUUCAAGAACAGAAUUGAACUCUUUGCUGUUCAUCCGACCAGUGGGGUUAUUACCCUCACGGGUCGGCCCAGGUUGGACAAACGAAACCUAUUUGAGCUGGAGGUGCAGGUGGUCGACAGAGGGAUGAAACUCUAUGGGAACAAUGGUGUCAGCAGCACUGCUAGGUUGGUCCUAACUGUGGAGCGGGUUAAUGAUUUUUCUCCUAUUCUCAAUGCAAUUGCUGUCGUUCCAUUAUGGGCGGACAAGGACCCAGUCUAUGUCAUAAUGACUGUGGAAGACAAAGACGAGGGGGUAUCUGGGGAUGUAGAGUGGGUGUCCAUCAUUGAGGGUGACCCUCUUGAACAAUUUGUGAUUGAUCGAUCGCCUGUCGGGAAUGAGUAUAGAGUUAAAACAUCAGAAUUGUUCGACUGGGAUACAUUCCCCUAUGGCUGUAACUUAACUUUUCAAGCAAAAGACAGAGGUAUACCGCCUAAGUUUUCUAAUACUCAAGUUGUUCAGUUGUUGGUUACAAAGCCAAACCCAGUGUUGGCGAAUUUCGAGAAAGAUGUUUAUGAAGUCAAGCUGAGUGAAAUAGCUCCCCCAGGCACUAUUGUGGAGGUGUUGAAAAUCUCCCCAGCUCCUCUGAGUGUCAAUUACAGCUUCAGCAGCCCCUCAGAUCUAAUGUACUUUGAUAUAAACCCUUUGACUGGAGUUAUUAUGACCACAAGGCAGCUGACAAGGAUAUCACAGGAUUUCAUGGAGAUGGAGGUAGUUGAUAUUAUCAGUCAGCAGCAAGCAAAGGUCCAAAUCACAAUAGAGGAUGCCAAUGAUAACUCUCCAGUGUUCAACAGGCCAUUUUAUGAUGUUGCAAUCAACGAGAGCUUACCUGUUGGCAGUGUUGCUCUUGUAGUGUCCGCUGUGGAUGCUGAUAAAGGAGAGAAUGGGUAUGUAACACACACAAUAAGUGGCGAACAGUCUCUUCCGUUUACAAUAGACCAGGACACAGGGGAGGUGAGGAUAACAAGAGACCUAGACUUUGAGUCAUCAGAUGAUAUAUAUACUUUUGCAGUGCGGGCCUCUGACUGGGGUUCACCCUACAGACGGGAGAGUGAAGUUAAUAUCACCAUUCGUCUGAUAAAUAUAAAUGACAACCAGCCUCUUUUUGAGAGUAUUUCUUGCAGGGGGAUGAUAAGCCGUGAUUUCCCUGUCAGUCAGGCCAUUGUCACUUUGUCAGCCGUUGACAUGGAUGAGCUAGGAAUGGUUACGUACAAGAUACUAUCUGGGAACGAGUUAGACUAUUUUGACUUAAAUACACAAUCGGGGGCUUUGUCAUUGAAAAGAUUGUUAGGAGAGGUUAAUUUAAAAAGUGGGAUAUUCAACCUGAAAAUUGUUGCUUCAGAUGGUGAGAUGUUCUCUGAUCCUACAUUUGUGAAUGUGUCUGUGGUGAGGGGUAGAAUGCCACCCAGGGGGUUCACCUGCAAGGAGACCAGGGUUGCCCAGCUGUUGGCAGAAACAAUGCUUUCAAAAGCCUCAGCUAUGGCUAGACUAAGAACAGAUGAAAGAUAUACAGACAUUUUCUCUAUGAAUAAACAGGCUCCACAGUUUGAGGCCUUACCUACUAGUAUUCUAGUAAAAGAAGACCUCCCUACUGGUGCCAGUGUAUUUACAGUGAGAGCACGAGAUGGUGACACAGGCUUCAAUGGCCGUGUUCUCUUUUCCAUAUCUGAUGGUAACAAAGAAAACUGCUUCAAUAUCAACAUGGAGAAUGGGUUGAUAACUGUGUUGCAGCCACUUGACCGUGAGCGAUUGGAUCGUUACUUCCUUAAUAUCACCAUUUAUGAUCAGGGCGGUCCUCAGAUGUCCAAUUGGAGACUACUGACUGUGAUCGUUGAGGACUCAAAUGACAAUGACCCCCAAUUUGAUCAGGACAGCUUCUCUGCUCUUGUUGCAGAAAACUCGGCCAUUGGUGUUGAAGUUAUUACAAUCACGGCAUUUGACAGAGACAUGGGUCAAAAUGGUCAAAUCUCCUACAUAAUGCUGACCAGUGUUCCUCACUUUGGUAUUGACAGCGAAACUGGAAGUGUAUUUGUUUCUAGCCACUUGGACAGAGAAACCAUCCCAAUGUUCACAUUGAAGAUUGAAGUGAGAGACAAGGCUGAAAGAGGCAUUCGAAGGUCUUCAGUGACUACUCUUAGUAUAAUUGUGGAGGAUGUCAAUGAUUGCGCCCCAGCUUUCAUCCCCAGCAGCUAUAGUGCUCGAGUACUUGAGGACCUCCCACCAGGGGCUGUGAUUACCUGGGUGGAGGCUCAGGACCCAGACAUGGGCCCCGGUGGACAGGUCCGAUACUCCUUAAUUAAUGACUUUAAUGGCACAUUUGAGAUCGAUGCUGGGAGCGGAGCGUUGAGGAUUAGGAAAGAGCUUGACUUUGAGAAACAACAGUUUUUCAACCUGACAUUACAAGCUGAGGACAGAGGAAUACCCAGCCUCAUCAGUCAGACAUUUGUGGAGGUGGAGGUGGUGGAUGUCAAUGAGAAUUUGUAUGCACCCUACUUCUCUGACUUUGCUGUGAGAGGCUCAGUGAAGGAGAACUCCCGUGCAGGCACAAGUGUCCUGACAGUCAGCGCUAAGGACGACGAUAAGGGGCGAGAUGGUGUGUUGAGGUAUUCUGUCAGAGGAGGCAGCGGACUGGGCACUUUCACCAUUGACGAAGACACAGGAGUGAUUUACACUGCUGGUAUCCUUGACUGUGAGACCAAAGACUCCUAUUGGCUUACCGUCUUUGCCACAGACAGAGCGGUUACACCCCUGUCAUCGUCUAUUGAAGUCUUCAUUCAGGUAGAAGAUGUCAAUGAUAAUGCUCCUCUCACGUCGGAUCCUAUCUACCACCCAGUCGUCAUGGAGAACUCUCCAAAGGAUGUGUCAGUCAUUCGUAUCCAGGCGCAGGACCCUGACCUCACUGCCAUUCCCAGUCGUUUGAGUUAUCGCAUCACUGCUGGCAACCCGCAGAAUUUCUUCUCUAUUAACCCCAAAUCAGGGCUGAUCACGACAACCGCGAGGAAACUGGACAGAGAACAACAGGCGGAGCACUUCUUAGAGGUAACUGUUAUAGACGGCCCUGUGACCACCCGGCAGUCUACUGUGUGGGUCAUAGUUCACAUCGAGGAUGAAAACGACAACCCGCCGACCUUCCCGGAGGUCACCUACCGCAUCAGCUUGACCGAACGAGACCGCAACAAACGUGGCGAACAGGUAUACCGUGUCUUCGCUUAUGACCAUGACCUCGGAGCCAAUGGCAACAUCACCUACAGCAUUGUCGAUGGUAACGAGGACGACAAGUUCAGUAUUGACCCCAGGACUGCCAUGGUGUCAUCAAAGAAGAUGGUAACAGCAGGAAGCUAUGAUAUCCUCACUAUAAAAGCCGAGGACAGCGGUGAUCCCCCAUUAUGGUCUACUGUCAAACUCCAUGUAGAGUGGAUUCGCAAACCUGUCCCCUCGCCUGUACCUCUACUAUUCACACAGAGGUCCUACAAUUUCUCUAUUUCCGAGACAGCUGCAGUAGCUCAGCCGGUGGGAGUUGUCGCUGUCAGCCAGUCGAGCACACCUGUCUGGUUCAAUAUCAUCGGCGGACGGCUCUCCAGAGAAACGUUCUACAUUCCUCAGAAUGCAUGUGGAAGAAACUGCUCACUUGACACAGGGAGCUUUGACAUGCAGUUUGACCUUCAAGUGGGGGUGGGAACUCUAGUUGUGGCCAAGCCUCUUGAUGCAGAGGUGCAAGCUGUGUACAACAUGACUAUACAAGUGACAGAUGGGACCAACUUUGCCACAGCUCAGGUGUUUAUCCGAAUACUGGACAGCAACGACAACCCUCCGGUCUUCUCACAGCCAGCCUAUGACGUCAGUGUCUCAGAGGACGCACCCGUUGACAUGGAGCUACUGCGGGUUAGAGCGUCGGACGUGGACGAGCGCGCCCGUUUGAGCUUUUCCAUCUAUGGCAGUGUAGACCCAGUCAGUAUGAGACUGUUCAGGGUCAAUCCUGGUACCGGGGUGGUCUACACUGCAGACAGCUUGGACUACGAGGCCAGAACACAGCACAUCCUCACUAUUAUGGUCAAGGAUCAGGAGUUUCCAUUUAACCGUGACUUGGCUCGUAUCCUGGUGGCGGUGGAGGACUCCAACGAUAACAUCCCCUACUUCACCAGCACCGUAUAUGAUGCCGUGGCCUAUGAGUCAUCUCCCAUAGGCACAUCUGUCUUACAAGUGACUGCAUUAGACAAAGACAACGGGAUUAACGGGAAACUCACUUAUUCUAUGGAAGCAGGGAACACUGUUGGUGUGUUUGGCAUCGAUAAUGCCACAGGCCUUAUUUUCAUCGCCAGGGACCUGGACCUCACAUCUGUGGGCUUUUACACCCUCACGGUGCGUGUCACAGACAGUGGAUUCCCUCCAUUAAUGGCCACAGCUUCAGCUCGCAUCUCCUUGAUACUCUCGGACUUCUCCCAACCCAAAUUCUCUCAGAAAGAAUAUCAGGCUGAGAUAAUGGAGAACAGCACUAUUGGUACACAUGUGACCACCGUUAGCGCGCUCAGCCGCUCAGCGCUCACUUACGAGAUCACCAGGGGCAACGAAGCGAAAUGCUUUUUCAUCAACCAUCAUACUGGUGUAAUCAGCACACGCAGACUACUUGACUUUGAGCAAACAACAUCCUAUUUUCUGGUGGUGCAUGCCCUGAGCAUGGCUGGCGUGGAGGCCAGCACCACUGUCAUCGUCCAGGUGGGGGAUGUCAAUGAUAACCCACCAGUCUUCCAACAAAUCAGAUAUGUGGGCGCAAUCAGUGAGGCUGCUCCAGUCAACAGUGUGGUCUUGGGAGAGGAUGGUAACCCUCUCGUCAUCCAGGCAACAGAUAGGGACCGCAAUCACAACGCCUUGUUGGUGUUCCAGAUCAUAGACGAGACCCCUCGUAUGUUUUUCAGCGUGGACUCAGGGACUGGAUCAAUUCGAACAAUUGCCAGUCUGGACUAUGAGAGCUUCUCAGAGUUCCUCUUCCGGGUUCAUGUUAGAGACAGUGGACAGCCUCCUCAGAGUGCUGAUAGCCCAGCAGAGGUGAUUAUCAAGGUGAUCAACAUCAAUGACUCACCUCCAAAGUUGUCACAGGACACUUACGAGGCAGUACUCCUCUUGCCGACCUACAUGGGAGUGGAGGUUCUCAGGGUGGAGUCUUUGGACCCUGAUAUGACCUCUGACCCCACUCUGAACCCUGACAAGUCCAUCACCCCUCAGCUAGUUUACUCUCUGGUGGACAACAAUGUGGAGUACUUCUCUGUGGAGCGCUACACCGGAGUUGUGACUGUCGUCAAUCAGAACCUCAGUAAAGACCGUUACCGCUUUAAUGUGAAGGUUUGGGAUGGGCGAUUCUCCAGCAUGGCGUCGGUCACAGUGCUUGUCCGAGAAGCUAUAGACAGCGGCCUUUUCUUCACCUUCCCGGUCUACUACGCCUCAAUCCCAGAGAACAUACCUGAUGUCACUAUAGUGACUGUUGUCAACACAGUUGGCCACCGCCUCAAUGAACCGCUGAAGUACACUCUGCUGAACCCCAGUGGACGUUUCACCAUCCGGCCGACCUGCGGGGUAGUGCUCACCACUGGUGUGCCUUUUGAUCGCGAGGAGAAGGAGAGUUACGAGCUGGUGGUGGAGGUCAGCAGAGAAGAUGAGAUACUGAAGGUGGCCAGGGUGACUGUACAAGUUCAGGUGGAGGAUGUGAACGACAACUCUCCAGAGUUUGUGAACCUCCCCUACUACGCUGCCGUGCAGGUGGAAGCUGAGCCAGGAUCAGGUAUUUUCAUGGUCUCAGCCAUCGACCAAGACUACGGUCUAAAUGGAGAUGUAACUUACAGUCUUAAGGAGCAGCACAGGAACUUCCAGGUGAACCCUGUGACAGGAGAGCUGUCCUUAAAGAGGGCCUUCGAGGCAGACUUAUCCAACGCAGAGUACAAGGUGGUCGUUGUGGCCAGUGAUGGUGGCUUCCCCUCUCUGUCCAGUGAAGUGGAUCUGCCUGUUACUGUAGUAAAUAAAGCCAUGCCGGUGUUUGACAAACCCUUCUAUGGUGUCACUGUCAGAGAGGAUGUGGCCAUCUCCACCUCUGUCCUGUGUAUCAAUGCCACCAGUCCUGAAGGCCAGAGCGUCAUCUUCACCAUCACGGACGGAGACCCUUCCCUACAGUUCGACAUUGGCUUUGACACAGGGAUCAUCAGCGUGAUUUACCUGUUAGACUACGAGAGCACACAGUACUACCGGUUAACAGUGAAGGCUACAGAUACAUUGACUGGGGCAAAGUCUGAGGUCGAUGUAGACAUCGUGGUGCUGGAUGUGAAUGAUAACCCGCCAUUGUUUCAGAACACGUCAUACUCCUCUGUGCUUCCUGAGAACUCCAUGAUCGGAACAACCGUGUUACAGGUGUUUGCUCAGGACCAAGAUUCGGAGAAAAAUGCUGUGGUGAGUUAUCAGAUCCUAUCUGACAUCUACAACAGCACCGACUACUUCCACAUUGACAGUAACAGCGGAUUGGUAUUCAUGGCACGCCUGCUCGACUAUGAGCUCAUCCAACGCUACAACUUCAUUGUGAGAGCGUCGGACAGUGGAGACCCUGCCCUCAGCAGUGAUGUUAGUGUCACCGUGACUGUUACUGAUACAAACGACAACCCACCUAAUUUCAGCCAAGCGAUGUACGAAGCCUUUGUCAGCGAGCUGGCUCCCCGAGGGCACUUUGUGACUUGUGUUCAGGCUUCGGAUGCUGACAUCUGUGAUGCUCAUAGGCUGAGGUACACUAUUCUCUCUGGGAAUGACAAAAUGACUUUUAUGAUGGAGCCAGAUACAGGGGUACUCAGUCUAUCUAACAAAAGGAGACAAGGCAUGAAACUCUCCUAUCAACUCAACGUGUCUGUGUCAGAUGGAGUUUUCACCAACACUGCUCAGGUGAUUGUACGUGUCCUGGGAGCCAACCUGUACAGCCCAGUGUUCAGCCAGAGGUUCUACCUGGCUGAAAUCCAAGAAAAUGACCCUCCAGGGUCAAAGGUCAUUCAAGUUCGUGCAACAGAUGAGGACUCUGGGCUGUUUGGCCAGAUCACCUACUCCUUCAUCAAUGACCUGGGGAAAACUCAGUUCUCUAUCGAUGCAGAUGGAGUCAUAUCCACCGUUCGUAAAUUAGACCGAGAAAAUCCUCUAAACAAGGACAUGGUGCUGACCAUUAUGGCCCUGGAUGGUGGAGGCCGUGCAUCGUUUUGCACAGUUCGAGUGGUUCUUGCUGAUGAGAAUGACAACGCCCCUCGGUUCAGAGCUGUGGAGUACCGUAUGAGCAUUAAGGCAAAUGUUGCCAAAGGUUCUCUGGUCACACAGAUCCAAGCCACUGACUCUGAUGCCGGGUCUAAUGGGAGGGUCACAUACUCCCUUUACAGCGAGGCACGACUUUCACUGGUUGAUGUGCUGGAGGUGGAGGCAGACAGCGGUUGGAUGAUGACCAAAAGCACUGUGGACCACCUCCAGGGGACUGUGCUGUCCUUCUUUGUUAAAGCCACAGACUGCGGUUCUCCGGCCAAACACUCGCUGGUGUCGGCCUUCAUCCACGUCGUCCCACCAGAUGCAUUUGUUCCCUCCUUCAGCCAGCCCCAGUACUCCUUCACCAUCCCAGAGGAUACAGCAGUAGGAACAGCCCUGGGGUCUGUGUACAUGGCCCCUGGACAGAUGGGGUCCUUCUCUGUAGUCGGAGGAGAGACGCUCGACAGCAACCAGGGAGGGACCUUCCUGGUGGAGAGGGAAACGGGUCUGAUCCGUCUGAUCAAGCCGCUCGACUAUGAACUCAUCAGCAUCUUCCGCUUUAAGGUUGCGGCAACAACAAGAAGAGACCUGAUCGAGUCUGUCUCCACUGUAGACCUGGAGGUUAAGGUCCUAGACGUGAAUGACAACAAGCCAGUGUUUGAGACUAACGCCUAUGUAGCCACAGUGAUGGAGGGGAUGCCAGUAGGGACACGAGUGGUCCAAGUGCGCGCACUUGAUCCAGACUGGGGCUCUAAUGGACAGGUAACCUACGGCCUCGGAUCUCUGCUCAACUACAACUUGGACUUGACAAAAGACGCUCGCUCCUUCAGCGGCCCCAUCACCAUGAGUUCUGUCUUUGCUAUUGACAGCAAGACAGGCUGGAUCACCACAGUGAGCCAGAUGGACCAUGAGGCCUGCUCCAGCUACAGCUUUGAAGUAGUGGCUUCUGAUCUGGGGGAGUCACAGUCUCUCUCCUCCACCACAGUAGUAACCAUCACCGUGUCAGACGUUAACGACAACCCGCCGCGGUUUGAGAGGGAGCUGUACCGGGGCGCAGUGAAGGAGAACGAUCCCCUCGGUGAGGUGGUAGCUGUUCUAAAAACCAAAGAUCGAGAUGGCACAGAUCAAAACCGUCUCGUCAACUUUUACAUAACUGGGGGAAACCCACGGGGCGUGUUUGGCCUGGCUCUUGUGCAGGGAGAGUGGAAGGUUUACGUGAGUGGUCUGCUGGAUCGUGAGCAGCAGGACUGGUAUCUGCUCAACAUCACAGCCAGCGAUGGCCUAUAUGUUGCUCGCACUGCAGUGGAAGUUACCGUUAUGGAUGCCAACGACAACAGUCCCAUCUGCAACCAGGCGGUGUAUAGCGCCUCUUUUCCUGAGAACAUUCCCACUAACAAGGGCAUUCUGACAGUGAGUGCAACAGAUGCUGACUCAGGCUCCAGUGCUGAGAUCCAAUAUUCAUUGUUUGGCAUCGGGGUCGAAGAUUUCUACAUGGAUGCAAACACUGGUGAGCUUCGUACGGCCACGGUCAUGGACCGAGAAAUGACGGCCACCUACAAACUCAUUGCCCAGGCGACUGAUGGAGGAGGGCUGUUCUGUCGCUCUGACAUUUCUCUCAAAGUGUUGGACGUGAAUGACAAUGCCCCCUCUUUCUCCUCUACUCAUUACCUGGCUAGUGUGUAUGAGAAUGCCGCCCCCAAGGCUUUGCUUACCCGACUGCAAGCCAGUGACCCUGAUGAAGGAUUCAACCGUACAGUAGUCUAUUCUCUGGUGGAUUCAAUCAACGGAUUAUUUUCCAUUGACCCCGUAUCAGGGAUGGUAAUUCUAGAGAAAUCUCUGGACAGAGAGAGCCGAGACUCCUAUCGUGUCCGUGUCCAGGCCACUGACCAAGAUGGGCAACAGGGGGCACUGUCCUCAAAGGUUGAUUUGACCAUCUUGGUGCUGGAUGUGAAUGACAAUGCUCCAGUCUUCCAGAGGAGGGACUACACUGUUACUGUCCCUGAGGAUGUAGCUGUGGGAACCGAGGUGCUGCGAGUGUUGGCGACGAGCGUUGACAUCGGACCGAAUGCUGAUAUCACCUACAGCAUCCGGUCAGGCAACGAGUUAAGAAGGUUCACCAUAGACAGAAACCUGGGCUCCAUUUCUGUGGCUGAUGAUUUGGACUUUGAAGUGUGUAAGGACUACUACCUCACUGUUGAAGCCUGGGACAGCGGGAACCCUCCUCUCAGCACAGCUACAAUGGUAACCAUCGAACUCAUGGAUGUCAACGACAACGCUCCAGCCUUCAGUCAGGACAUCUACAAUGUUCUCGUCAGCGAGGAUGCGUCUGUUGGGCGGACAAUUACAAAGGUAUUGGCAGAAGACUUGGACAGCCAGGUGAAUGGGCGAAUCACCUACUCCAUCCUGAAAGGUGACCGUACUAAUCACUUCUGGAUUGACCCUGUAACAGGACUGCUCAAAGUCAAUAAGCGGCUCGACAGAGAACUAGUAUCCAGGUACUCUUUGUCGGUGCAGGCGUUCGACAGUGGCUCUCCUGCCAUGUCCUCCACUGUCACCCUUAACAUCGACGUAUCUGACGUUAACGACAACCCUCCUGUCUUCACUCCUCUCAACUCCACAGCAGUCAUACAGCUAAACCAAGCUGCAGGCACUACACUGCUGAAGCUGUCAAUGAGCGAUAAAGACUCCUCCAGAAAUGGCCCUCCCUUUGAGUUUCGCGUUGUGUCAGGAAAUGAGGGAAAUUUCUUCUCCCUGGACCAAACGGGUACUCUGAGGUCCAACCGUGUGUUUGGCCCUGAAGCCCCCAGAGAGUUCACUCUUGAAAUCCAGGCAAGUGACUCUGGUAAACCAAGUCUUACCUCUUCCACCUGGAUAUUUAUGAGAGUCAUCGGGAACAGUCAGUACAAACCCGCCGUCUCCCCACUGGAAAUCUUCAUCGUCAUGGUAACUGAUAUGUUCCAGGGCGGCCCGAUUGGUCAAAUCUAUGCGACGGACCGUGACCCCAAUGACAUGCUGUCAUUUACCCAGAAGUUUCAGCCUAAGAGCAUGUUUACAAUAAACAGACAGGAUGGCAGCGUUUUGGCCCUGCCGGGCCUGGAACCUGGCAGAUACCAGAUGAAUGCCACAGUGAGUGAUGGACGUUUCGCUGUGAUAGCUGACGUGUCAGUCCAAGUGGAACAGGUGACAGAUGUGCUGCAGCGUAGCGCCCUGACCUUACGUUUCAGCUCCCUGUCCCCGGAGGACUUGCUUGGUCGCUACCUAAACCAGAUCAAACUAAUGUUGCGGGAACUAGCCGGUUGGAAAUGGUCACCAGGACAACAGGAUCCCCUCCACAUACUCAGUAUACAGCCAGUGAUGGGGACGUCUAACGUGGAUUUGCUUCUGGCCAUGGAGAUGCCAGAGACUUCAGGCAGCGGACGGAUGGGUGGCAUCUACUCCCAGCAAGAGUUGGCUGCGAAGCUGGAGGAAGCAGCAGCGCGGGGCCAGGUUCGAGGUGUCCUGGCUGGGGCGGUGGUGGUGAGCUCCGCUUGCUCUGGGGACCUGGUGUGUGGGGACAGGGUGUGUGAACAGACACUAGAGAUGGACGGUGACUCGCCUGUCACCUACAGCACAGAGAGGGUCAGCUUGGUGUCACCAAGGUUCAGCAGCAAAGAGACUUGCACCUGCCCUGGAGGGACAUGCUCCAGUCCCGUGGAGCUUUGUGAAGGUCAGUCCUGUCCAGCAGACAUGCAGUGUGUUCGUUCUGGUCCUACAGCGCCAUCUGUCUGCCAGUGUCAGCCUGAGAGACUAGACGAGUGUGCAGGCCAAACCUCUCUUAGUUUCUCUGGGAACAGUUACAUUAAGUACAGAGUGACAGAGAGUGGACAGAGUGGAGAGAUGAGGCUUGGCCUGAGGAUCCGAACACUUCAGAGAAGAGGAGUCAUUAUGUUCACACGUGUUAACCCCUGCACCAUGCUCAAGAUUGAAGAGGGCCGACUCUGGUUCCAGUUGGACUGUGACAACACCCUUGGCAUCAUGGGUAUCUCUGGCAGACCAAUAAACGACGGCCUCUGGCACAUCGUUGCCUUGGAGCUGACUAGGAACUACACCCUCCUGUCAUUGGAUGACAGCUAUGUGGAGCGCCGGCGAGCAGCCCGAGCCCCUGUUCGCCUUUGGCCUCUGGCCCCAGAUGCAUCCUUUUUCUUUGGAGCCCAAGUGAGGCCACCGAACGAGAGGCCAAGCUCGGGACCAGGGAGAAACCAAGAAGGGCCAGGACUCUGGGACCGUGGAGUGAGGGCCCAGCCAAGAGCUCAGGAUGGCUUCCAGGGAUGCCUGGGCUCACUGAUGCUGAACGGUAACGAUCUGCCACUCCAGAAUAAGAGGAGUCGUUAUGCUGAGAUAGCCGGGUUGAGCGAGGUCAAGUUGGGCUGCAUGCUUUAUCCAGAUCCAUGCGUCAGUCAGCCCUGCCUGAACGGAGCCAUCUGCAGCAGCCUGACCUCUGGAGGCUUCAUGUGCAGUUGCACUGGUGCUUUCACUGGGGGGCGCUGUGAAGUUGAAUUGACAUCCUGCAUGCCAAACCCAUGCCAGAACGAUGGGGACUGUAAGCCUGCAGGCAGUGCAUUCCUCUGUGGCUGUCCUAGAGGACUCGGGGGACUUAUAUGUGAUGAGGAUGUCAAUGAGUGUGACCAGGAUGAGUGCGGAAAUGGAGCAGAGUGUGUCAACAUGUUCGGGUCGUUCUUCUGUAACUGUUCAGAGGGGUAUGAGGGUCAGUUUUGCGAUGAUCAGACACCUGCUGAUCCGGGGGAUGACACACAGGCGGAGCCCCUGUCUUAUGUCGGACCAGGAGAGAUAGUUGGCAUUGGGGUCCUUGUCUUUGUCAUUAUUCUCCUCCUCAUACUCUUCAUCGCCUUCAGGAAGAAAAUCAAAUUUAGGAAAGACUCAGACCCAGGACCGGGGACUCAAGCUGUGAUGGGUGUGUCAGCUAUUUCCACAGAAACCAGCUACAUGCUGCACAAGACUGGCAUGGGUGCAGAAGGGAUUGAGUUUAAAGCCGUGCGUGUGUUGGGAUCACCGGGGACCACGAGCACCUACGGUGAGGUGGGAGGCGGCGCUGGGGGCCCUCCCCAGGUAAUGGUGCGUCCCACUACUCACUCCCCUCUACCAGGAGGAUUCAGCAGCCAGGGCAUGAGGGGUGGAGAUGGGGAUAAGAAUACAUCCAGUGAGGGCAGUCAGUUGAGCAGCUUCCUCUCAGACAUAUCUAAUGUCCGAGGUGUGACCACUAGGAGGGGCAUUGCAGUUUGCAGCGUGGCACCCAAUCUCCCUUCUGCAUCGGCCUGCCGCUCAGAGCACAGUCCAGCUCACAAAGUGUCCUGGGAGGGAGAGGAAACGAGGGAAGAAGGGCUGGAGCGAGUGAGAGUGGAGAGAGAGGAGGAAUGGGGGCAGAGAGCUUUUGAGCUGGAGAGAACACAAAGAGAUAACAGUCCUCAGGAAGUGUCAGAGCUGGUGGAUGAGGUGGCAUGUCUCUCAGACUUCACCUCGGAGGAACACUCUUCCUACACUUCUGAGUCCUUCGAUGACAACGCCUCCAUAGUGACAGUCAUACGUCUAGUCAAUGAUGCUGUUGAUAAUAUUGAAAGUGAAGUGUCAGACAUGGACAAAGAACAGCAGCGGAACAGCCCUUCAUACCGAUGGGAGUCUUCCAGUCAGACAUCGAGCUGGCUGUCACCGUCACGUCUGCGUCCACCAGAGCUGGAAUCCAAUUACAACCUCGGUGACACCCUGCAAAACAUCAGACGAGGAGGCAGCACACGGUCUCUCCAGCUGGACUACAAAGUGAUGGGCUGUGACGGUGACCGGGGCAGAGAGCAAGGGCGGGAGACCUCGAGGAGGGCCUUCCAUUGGGAGAGGAAUCAGACGGGUGAGUGGGAGAGGAAACGCAUCCUGGACAGAAAAGAAAAGAGAAGGUACGACGGGGACGGAAAGGACACAGGCAACAGGAGCAGAGACAUGGGGGCAUGCCAGGACCGCAGAGACCAGCAGCAGUCGCACGACCAGGACAGCUCCUCGCCGGUUUACGAGGAAUACCGAGAGUCCAGCCAUGACCCAGAGCAGAGUGAAGACUCAGAGAGCCUUUAUGACACUCUACCCCCAACCCGUCGAGCCUACGAAGGAUACCCUUCAAGCCCCCCGGGCAUCAACCUGCACCCGGCUCAACUUCUGCCCCCCCUCAGGGCGUGGGACUUACAGACAGGGGAGUGGAGGGGUUCGCAGGAGGAUCGCAGUGGUCUCAGCUCCAGCAGUCUGACAGGUUCUGGGGACGAGCUUGAGAGACUACUGAACCUGGUAUCCCUCAGAGCCAGGAGAGCCACGCGAAUAAACAGAGCCUCUACCCAAUCUGAACCCACAACAGACUGGGAUGAAUUUAAAUGAGCACACAAGACUGUUUAAAACAAAUACGUGUAAUGUUCCUUUGUAAUUGAAAGAGACGCUGUGGCUCUCUCUGAUUAUACUUGACAUUUAUAUUAUCACACCGUUGGUCCACCACCUAAAAAUAAUGAAAGGGGAAUAUUACCAUAUAUACUUUUAUUAUCCCGCAUUAUCAUCCUGCUGUAAGCAAACACUAAUCCACCACCAAUCCCCCGGCUCAUUUAUAAGAUGGAGGAAUACGAGGAAAUAUAUGUGUUCUCUAGACGCCUUCACCUGUGUUGCAUGAAAGGUAGCUGAGAUUGGCUGUGAAUCAAUGUUAUUACAUUCAUUAUUUAAAGAACCACUAGAGCACAUCAUUUAUCAACAUGGAAAUAUGAAAGGAACCAGUGUGUCUCUGUUUUUAGAUGAUACCAACUUGUGUAUAUAUGUUAUUGUGUGUUUCAUACUUUGUUCUGUUUAAUCGCACACGUUCAAACGCGCACACACAAUCCUUUUGUUAGCUCAACCAUGGCAUGCUUAAUGCAUUUCUUAUUUUUACUGGCACAUGCUUGGGGUUGUUUUGAAGAGAACUGUUCGCCCACAUCACAGACAUAGCCCCAGAGAUGCUAUUAUGAUUACCAGACGUUGAUACCAGGAGAUCUUUAUUUAUUCAUUUAACUAUUCUAUUAUAUAUUUAUUUAAUAUUCAUGUGUUUGAUUGCUUCACGAACACAAGCGUCAGGGUUAUCUGGCUCAUAUAAGCUAUAAUUAAAUACAGCACUUUAGGUAAU
Cottoperca gobio is the source of this 15064-nucleotide messenger RNA. RefSeq names its product FAT atypical cadherin 3b (gene fat3b). The record is from RefSeq and is a predicted model, not a curated record. NCBI's taxonomy places the organism in Eukaryota, Metazoa, Chordata, Actinopteri, Perciformes, Bovichtidae. Gene Ontology annotation, biological process: homophilic cell-cell adhesion. Gene Ontology annotation, molecular function: calcium ion binding. The transcript is spliced from 53 exons. Gene Ontology annotation, cellular component: plasma membrane. The coding region runs from base 1 to 14298 and encodes 4765 amino acids.